This is a messenger RNA of Cucurbitaria berberidis CBS 394.84, 1482 nucleotides long. RefSeq names its product heme oxygenase-like protein. The transcript is spliced from 3 exons. The coding region runs from base 1 to 1482 and encodes 493 amino acids. Lineage: Eukaryota; Fungi; Ascomycota; Dothideomycetes; Pleosporales; Cucurbitariaceae. The record is from RefSeq and is a predicted model, not a curated record.
AUGGGCCGCCACGCAAAUCCUGACAUACGGAGAGCUUUCGCAGAGUUCCAAGACCAGGAUACGCCCAGCAAGUGUAACAAAGUCCGAUGUCUGCACUGCGGCUUCGUGCGCGCAAAGAACACAACCCGACAAAUCGAGCACCUUCAGGAAUGCCAGCCAUACCUCGCCUCUCCCGAGGCGCAAGCCCAUUUGCUCCAGACACAGCAGCAACAGCAGCAGCAACAACAGCAGCAGCAGCAGCAGAAUGGCGUGUCGACUGACCCGAACUUGCCCCCGGGCCCCAGCCAGAUACUCAACGGCCAGGCACCAAAUCCAAACCUCCAAGUGCAUAGACGAGGCCCGAAUACAAAGCGCGCCCGCGAUGGCCAGCCCAUUGCGCCCAAUAUCCAAAUGGCCACCCCGCAUCUUGCGCCUUCGCUGACUGCGCAUUUACUCUCAACUUGCUCGACGCCCUUCACCCAGGCGACGCAGCAGCCCUUCCUUUCACACGCGGGGUGCGGCUCGUUAGCAGUAGGACCGCUGUCGCAGUGGCUCGUCCAGGACGGGCACUAUGCGCGGGGAUACAUUCGCUUUGUCGGCCAACUGCUGGCCAAGAUACGGUUACCCCAAACGCAGAACUCGCAGUUUCACCACAUGUAUAGGACUAUGGAUCUGCUGAUUUCGGCGCUGAAUAACAUGCGGCGCGAGAUGCAGUUCUUUGAGAUUACAGCGACCAAAUAUGGGCUUGCGCUGGGCAUGGGGAGUCCAACGCCUAUUACGCGCGCGUUGCUUGAUCUUUUUGUCAGCGCGAGUAGUUCGAGCGCGUCGCUGCUAGAAGGCAUGGUCGUUCUGUGGGGCACCGAACAUUGCUAUCGCUCCGCCUGGCAGUACGCCUCCUCUUUCAGCACUUCACUCCCCACGCCCUCCAACGAAUCCCACAUUGUCGCCCUACACCAAGCCCUCAUCCCCAACUGGACAUCCCCGGCCUUUAGUAAAUUCGUAGACGCAACGCGCGCGCUCGUCGACGAGCUAGCAAAUGUCACAACGACACGCGACGGGAAGGAGGAGAUGGUGCGCUGUGAAGAAAUCUUCCGCCAAAUAUGUUGGCUAGAACAGCGGUUUUGGCCCGACGUCAAUGCCUUGGGCGAUGGGAAUGAGUCUACCCGGCUGAAUCCUGGGCUAGGGCCCAUGGGCGCGGGUAUCGACAACGGGAUGAACAGCGGGAUGAGCAAUCAAAUGAACGGCGGCAUGGCGGGGCCCAGUAUGUCCAGCAACGGGAUGAAUAACAGUGGGAUGAACGGCAACGGCAUGAACAGCAACGCUUUGAACAACAGCGGCAUGAACGGCUUAAACAACAUGAAUGGCAACAUGAACGGACCCAUGUCCGCUGGGCUAAACGGCCCCGUUGUAAACGGUGGCGACGGUGCGUCUGGAGGAGACGGCAGAAACAGCUUCGCGCUCUCGAAUGGCAGUGGUCUCGAAGGCGUUGGUCAGGGCUCAUAG